AUGGGCAAUAUAACUUCAAAAGAUUCUCUCAAUUUUCAAAGACACCAUGUUUACAGUGCUAACGAUUACACUGCUUCUAAUAUUCCGAAUUCCUCAAAUAUUAGUAUAUCAAAUGAAUUAUCAUUGGAAAAUGGUAAUUUAACAUUUAAUUUUUUUGUAAAUUACCUAAUUUUACUUUUGCCACUUAUAUCAAUUUUAUUAACUAUUCCUAUCGCAAAAUAUCUUUACAAUAACACUCCAGUUGGAACAUGUUAUAAUAAAACUUGUAACUACGUUAGCGGUGAUACAAACAAAAAUGAAGGCCAUUUUGCAAAUACAAAUAUUGAAAGUCCUAAAGUGAUUACAGAAAAUAAAACAUAUACUGAACAUAGCAGCACUACUCAAAGAGAUACUAGAACGGGUAAGACGAAAAAUACAGAAAGAUUUUGCAUACCAUUCAGUAGCACAUUGUUACCUAAGAAAAAGGGAAAUAUACACAAUGAGAAAAAGACCGUAAGUCUUACGAAGAGAAAUUCUUAA
Molecule: messenger RNA, 519 nt
Organism: Plasmodium malariae
Lineage: Eukaryota; Apicomplexa; Aconoidasida; Haemosporida; Plasmodiidae
Exons: 2
Coding region: 1-519 (172 amino acids)
Source: RefSeq, a predicted model, not a curated record